AUGGCAUUUGACUACUUUGCUAACCCGCCGCCUGGUAUUGACUUGUCGGAGUCACGCACUACUUCCAACAAUGCUAUCGGCAUUGUGCUUUUUGUUCUUUCGUUCGUUUUCGUCGCGUUGCGUCUCCUCACUCGCCUGCGUCUUAAACGUGAGGUACUGGGACUGGACGACUAUCUAAUGUUUCUUGGGUUGGCUUUGAAUGCUGGCAACUUGGCUUGCUGCAUCGCAGGGGGCUUCUUCGGUCUCGGAAAGCACAUAUGGUCUUUGGGGCCGUAUGAAAUGCGACAAAUCACAAUAAUCACUUUCGCGUAUGUGUACAUCUACACAUGGAGUUUGUGUGUUAUCAAAUUCUCAAUUCUGGCUUUAUAUCGUCGAAUUUUUGGGAUGACAUGGCUUGGCUGGUUUUGCGUCGUUCUCACUGCCGGUUAUCUAAUCACUAACCACGUCGUCUUACCACUGUAUACACGACCACUACACUACUACUGGAAUCAGUGGUAUGGUGGUGAAGGCGUGGUACUGGUGAACGAGGCAAAGUUCUAUCUUGGUAUCGGUAUUAUCAAUCUUUUCGGCGAUAUAUGUAUCCUCACGAUACCUGUACAAAGCGUGCUCAAGCUGAACAUGGGACGAUCGCAAAAGGUCGCAGUGAUCCUCACGUUUUUACUCGGCAGUUUUGUCUGUUUUGCGUCUCUAUACCGCAUCAUCACUAUUGUCCACCUCGUUAAUACAACAGACAUUAGCUGGGCGAAGAGUGACGUGUUCAUCUGGUCUUCCGUAGAACCCUCGGUCGGCAUCAUCUCCGGUUGCCUGCCCACCCUUCGUCCGCUGCUUCUGCAAGUCACGGAUGUGCUCUCUAGGAGCCUGCCAUCCACGCUCAAAGGUUCGCACCACAUGGAAUCUCCUGCGCACUCGCUAGAUCCACUCGAAACGAUUUCCAAAAAGCGCACGCGGAAGAUAAAGGUCAACGAUACGUUGGAGGGCACCACAGUCACUCAAACGGAGAUUCGAACCGACAGAAAGUCAUGGAUGAGAUCGAAUAAAGAUCAUGAGCCAUGGGGUAGAUCUCGGUUAGAUGAAGAUGAGAUAGGUCUAACAACAACCCAUGUGCAUGGAGAAUGUCCUAAUGCAGGACGCAAGGCAUCGAGCGAAGUCCGGAUAAGCGAGUCGCCUCCAAAUGAUAGAAGAGAAAGAGGGAUCACUCUGACGAGAGAGUUUGAAUGGGAUGAAAGAAAACAGAGUCCUGUUCCCCGCAAAUAG
This is a messenger RNA of Alternaria postmessia, 1254 nucleotides long. RefSeq lists its product as uncharacterized. The coding region runs from base 1 to 1254 and encodes 417 amino acids. The transcript is spliced from 5 exons. The record is from RefSeq and is a predicted model, not a curated record. Lineage: Eukaryota; Fungi; Ascomycota; Dothideomycetes; Pleosporales; Pleosporaceae.